AAACAGAAGGCGGAAACAAAAGACAUCCAACAACACACCCUUGAUGAUCUGUUCAGGGAAACUGAAUUUAUCUGUAUCUCAUCAGCAUUACUAUUACAGUCGACAUCUACGAAUAGAGAAAGUGAACGACUAAUCAACGUAUUUGGAAGUCAGUAAUUAUGGCACUGAAAAGAAUACAGAAGGAGCUUCAAGACUUGCAGAGGGACCCUCCUGCCCAGUGUUCAGCUGGACCUGUGGGGGAGGACUUGUUCCAUUGGCAAGCAACAAUUAUGGGACCUCCUGACAGUCCUUAUCAGGGAGGUGUCUUCUUUCUCACCAUCCACUUUCCCACCGACUAUCCCUUCAAGCCACCUAAGGUAGCGUUUACAACAAAGAUUUACCAUCCAAACAUUAACAGUAAUGGGAGCAUUUGCCUGGAUAUAUUGAGGUCGCAGUGGUCCCCAGCACUAACGGUAUCAAAAGUUCUAUUGUCCAUAUGUUCAUUGCUUUGUGACCCCAACCCUGAUGACCCCCUAGUCCCAGACAUAGCACACAUCUACAAAUCAGACAAAGACAAAUACAACAGACUAGCGAAAGAAUGGACCCAAAAGUAUGCAAUGUAAAGAUGCAGCAGAAGAUGUUUUUUUAAGUCACAAAACACUGUAAAUUCUACUAUAAAAAUGUAAACAUGGGUAACAUUGAACACAUUGUACUUUAAACAUUUAUCAUUCUGAAACAAUGAUAGAUUAUUUAGAAGAUUUGAGGGGUGUUGUCUUUACAAUGUAAUUCUGGGGUGACAUUGAUUUAGUAUCUUAUGAUUUCCAGUUUUGGGCACCUUUAUUUUUGUUUAGUUUGUUGUCAUGAAAAGACAUGAAUACAAUACAGUUGCAGUCCCACUAUAAGUGGCAAAUUAAGAAAUCAAUGACUGUACUUUUUCAUUAUUUUGUCUAUUUUCUUUUUAGAGAUUUUUGUUAUUGUAUAGCAUUAUUGCUAUCUUGGACCUAUGUUUAUUGUUGCUGUUUAUUUCCAUAAACGCAUACACAUGUAAAGGUAUCAUUAAAAAUAUGUAUGUAAAUCCUCUGCAAAUAACAACGAUUUUGGCUCUUGAAUUAUAGAUGAUGCCGUUUGGCACCUUUUGUAAAAUUAAAAUACAGUACACUUUUUAUCAUUA
Molecule: messenger RNA, 1150 nt
Organism: Hypomesus transpacificus
Lineage: Eukaryota; Metazoa; Chordata; Actinopteri; Osmeriformes; Osmeridae
Gene: ube2d1b
Product: ubiquitin-conjugating enzyme E2D 1b
Exons: 7
Coding region: 159-602 (147 amino acids)
Biological process (GO): ubiquitin-dependent protein catabolic process; protein polyubiquitination
Cellular component (GO): nucleus
Molecular function (GO): ubiquitin conjugating enzyme activity
Source: RefSeq, a predicted model, not a curated record